AUGUUUCGGCUGUGGUUCCAAGCCGCGGCCGUCCUUUGGUUCGCCCGCGGCUCUGUGGGGGUCUCAGCCCGGCUGUACACGGAGGAGGACCCGCUGGUGAUCCUGAGCGGCGGCAGCCUGAAGCCGACAGUCAUUAACUCCUCCUCGGCCUGGUUGGUCCAGUUUUACUCGUCCUGGUGCGGACACUGCAUCCAGUACUCCAGCACAUGGAAGGCGCUGGCACAGGAUGUGAAAGAGUGGCAGGAGGCCAUCGGUGUGGCCGUGUUGGACUGCGCCCAGGAGGAGAACUUCGAUGUCUGCAAAGACUUCAGCAUCAAGUUCUACCCCACCUUCAAGUAUUUCCGGGCUCACAGUUUGUCCACAGACAGAGGGACGAUUCACAGAGGAGCUGAUAGGGAGAUCCAGUCGGUCCGUCGGCUCAUGAUCAAUGUUCUGCAGAACCACACCCGGCUGGACCGACCUCAGCGCUGCCCUCGUUUGGAGCCGUACAGCUCCUCAGAGCUCCUCCCAUUGCUGGGUCAAAGGUCAGAUCACUACACCGCCAUCAUUGUGGAGGAACCGGACUCGUACGUCGGUCGUGAGAGACGAGCUAUGAUGCAUGCUGUCUGUCAGCCUCUGCAGGGCAGUUAG
Nematolebias whitei (Rio pearlfish) is the source of this 630-nucleotide messenger RNA. It is a transcript of the gene qsox2, whose product is annotated as quiescin Q6 sulfhydryl oxidase 2. Gene Ontology annotation, biological process: protein folding. Gene Ontology annotation, molecular function: flavin-dependent sulfhydryl oxidase activity; protein disulfide isomerase activity. Bases 1 to 630 code for a protein of 209 amino acids. Gene Ontology annotation, cellular component: Golgi membrane. Lineage: Eukaryota; Metazoa; Chordata; Actinopteri; Cyprinodontiformes; Rivulidae. The record is from RefSeq and is a predicted model, not a curated record. The transcript is spliced from 6 exons.